AUGUCCAACGAUCGUCGUCUUAAAAACCUAAGGACCCGGCACAGGAGUUUGCUGGCAUCCUUCUCUAACAUCCGGGCAUUCGUUGAAACCUACGAUGAAGAACAACACGAAUGUCAAGUUGCUGGUCGUCUAGAGCACCUGGUGUCGUUGUGGAAUGAUUUCAACGGAGUGCAAACGGAGUUAGAAACUCUGGAUGAAGCUGAGAUCGACAACCAUCUGAAGCAACGCAUCGAGUUUGAAUCUUCAUUUUUCGAAGUCAAGGGAUUUCUGUUAUCGAAAAAUAAACAUUCUCCGUCGACGCCAGCAUCGUCAUCCUCUCAUUCUGCGCCUCAUAGCCCUGCUUGGUCGUCACAUGUAAGACUACCCGACGUGAAACUUCCGGUCUUCAGCGGUAGCAUCGACAGUUGGCUCAAUUUUCAUGACUUGUUCGUCUCGCUGGUCCACUCUUCUCACGAACUGUCUAAUAUACAAAAAUUCUAUUACCUCCGCUCUUCGCUAAGUGGAGAAGCCUUGAAGCUGAUCCAAACAAUCAACAUCAGCGCAAACAACUACAUCGUCGCUUGGACCCUUUUGGUUGAGCACUAUCAGAAGCCUGCACGGUUGAAGCAAUCGUAUGUGGAUUCCUUGUUCGAGUUUUCUACUUUGAAGCGUGAAUCAUCUACGGAACUGCGUUUUCUUGUCGAAAGGUUUGAAGCAAAUGUGAAAGUCCUUAAGCAACUGGGGGAGAAAACGCAAUUUUGGGACAUCCUUUUGAUAAGAAUGCUUAGCAUCAGACUCGACCCGACUACGAGACGUGACUGGGAAGAACACUCAUCGACUCUAUCGACAGUUACUUUCCACGACCUCACUGAAUUCAUCCAGCGACGUGCCAGUGUCCUUGAAGCCCUUUCGAAAAACGUAGAACCAGUAUCGAACAAUGUCAUCAAGAAAUCUCCUACGCGCUUGAUCGCCAGCCAUCGAGCAAAUCAAUCCAAUUUCCGAAAGUGUGUAGUUUGUUCCGACCAUCAUCCGCUAUAUUUAUGCUCGACCUUUUCAAAACUUAGUCUCGAAGAGAAAGAGAGGGAAGUUCGCCAACACCAGCUGUGUCGAAACUGCCUUAGAAAGGGCCACCAGGUUAAGGAUUGUUCUUCAACAAGUGCCUGCAGAUACUGCCGUAACCGUCACCACUCGCAACUUUGUUCCACUGGAAUCUCCAAGACUUCCGACACAACGAAGCAACGACAACCAACUACUUCUUCGAACCCACAGCCGUCAGUGUCACUCCCUGCUGCUUCUAUCGAGGCUCCAUGUUUCACAACCUCCAAAAACAACCGCAAAACUAUCCUCCUGGCAACUGCAUUACUCAGCCUCGUCGAUGACAACGGAACAGAGCACGUAGCCCGUGCACUUCUCGACUCCGGAAGUGAAUCUUGUUUCAUCACGCAAUCUUUCUCUCAGCUCAUCAAGGUCCAUCGCCAAAAGCUGAACUGUCCCAUCGUCGGAAUUGGCCAGUCCACAACGCAAGCUCGCUUCAAAAUUCGUUCUUCUAUUCGCUCACGUGUGUGCCAGUACUCCACCACAUUAGACUUUCUUGUGUUGCCGAAGGUUACUAUAGAUCUCCCAUCAACCGAAAUAAAUGCAUCAUCGUUGAAGAUUCCACCUGGAAUAGAGCUUGCCGAUCCGUCCUUCCACAAAACCAGUCGAAUCGAUAUGAUUUUAGGAGCAGAAAUCUUUUUUGAGCUGUUCGAAACCUCCGGAAGAAUCAAUCUUGGUGAUGGCCAACCAACGCUCAUCAAUUCUGUCUUCGAUUGGGUGGUCUCGGGUGAGUGCGAACAACUUCCACCAACCCGACCUAUUGUGGCAAAUCUUGCAACGAUCAGUGACCUCAACAAUCUCAUGGAGCGUUUUUGGUCAAUUGAAGACGACAGCUCCUCGCCAAGCUACUCCGUCGAAGAAGCAGCUUGCGAAACUCACUUCCAGCAGAACGUCAGGCGCACUCCAGAAGGCCGAUACUGCGUCCGUUUACCCGUCAAGAAUAACGUCCUCGAUAAUCUCAGCGACAAUCGCCGAACCGCUCUGCGACGCUUCCACAUGCUCGAGAACAAGCUCAACCGCGACGAGGGUCUUAAGCAACAAUACGACAGCUUCAUGAAGGAGUACGAAUCACUGGGCCACAUGCAGAAGGUAUUCGACUACGAGCAACCACCCACACCUUGCUAUCAUUUACCCCAUCACGCUGUUAUCCGUGAAGACAGCACCACGACGAAAGUACGCGUUGUCUUUGACGCAUCAUGCAAAACUCCCAGUGGCCCUUCCCUAAACAACGCUCUAAUGGUCGGACCCAUCGUACAGCAAGACCUACGCUCUAUUAUCAUGCGCUCCAGAAUCCGGCCGAUCAUGCUGCUAGCUGAUAUCAAGCAGAUGUACAGACAAAUUCUCGUCGACGAAGGUGACACCCCCUUGCAGCGAAUAGUGUGGCGAACCUCACCCGAGGCACCAAUGCAGACCUACGAACUGAAGACCGUGACGUAUGGGACAGCGAGCGCUCCCUACUUGGCUACAAGAGUACUGCAACAGCUGGCAGAGGAUGAACAUGAGAGGUUCCCCCGAGCAGCGAAAGUUCUCAGAAGGGACUUUUACGUCAACGAUCUUUUCUCUGGGGCCGAUUCUAUCCAAGACGCCAUCAAUCUCCAAAAACAGCUUGACCAGUUACUUCGCAAGGGAUGCUUCGAGCUUCGCAAAUGGGCUUCCAACGUAGCUGCUGUUCUUAAGGAUGUCUCUCCAGAAAACCGGGCGGUCCAAUCUUCUGUCGAUCUCGACCGAGAUCAGUGCCUGAAAACGCUUGGCUUACACUGGGAGCCAGCACCGGAUCACCUACGCUACCGAAUCAACCUCCCCGAGUCUCCACCGGAACAACCGUUGACCAAACGCAUCGCACUGUCACAUAUUGCUCGCCUUUUCGAUCCCCUCGGACUGCUGGGUCCAGUAGUCACUUCCGCCAAGCUUUUCAUGCAAGCCCUGUGGGGCUUGAAAAACGACGACGGUAAAUGCUGGGACUGGGACCAAGAACUUCCGUCUGCGGCCACAUCCUUUUGGAAAUCGUAUCACUCCCAACUUAUCCUACUUAACGAACUUCGAAUAGAACGUUGCAUUUUGCAUUCAAAUCCAACCUCAGUGCAACUUCAUAUCUUCUCCGACGCUUCUGAGCGUGCAUACGGCGCAUGCGCUUAUGUUCGUUCCACCGAUUCUUCAGACCUCGUAAAAGUUGCACUUCUAACAGCUCGAUCAAAAGUCGCACCCCUGCAUCGUCAAAGUAUCCCACGUCUCGAGCUCUGUGGUGCACUUAUUGCCGCCGAACUUUACAAGAAAGUCAUGCUAUCGCUUCAGCUUCAACCAGAAACCUUCUUUUGGGUCGAUUCAACGACGGUCCUCCACUGGCUCAAAUCUGCUCCAUCAUCCUGGGUGACCUUCGUAGCGAACCGGGUGUCGAAGAUACAACUCGCCACCGAGAAUUGCUCCUGGAACCACGUUCCAGGAUAUGAAAACCCAGCAGACCUUCUAUCACGCGGCACGACAGCUGAAACUCUCCUCCAGUCCGACCUGUGGUGGCAUGGGCCUGAUUGGUUAAAAUGCGGCGCAGAUAAAUGGCCAACUCAACAACACAUCAGCCAAUACAAUUCUGAAGUCCUUCAAGAAGCACGAAAAACACCAAUAUCUGUCAUCACUGCAACUUCUACGGAAUCCUUCAUCAACGAUCUUACUGAGCGGUUUUCCUCAUUUCGCCGAAUGGUCAACACCAUCGCUUACUGUAGGCGAUUAAAAUUCAAGAAAGCCGAUCGUCCUAGCAGCACAAUACUGUCUUGUGAGGAAAUCGAAGCAUCCGAAAAUGCACUCAUUUCACUUGUCCAACAGCAGGAGUUCAGCAGCGAAUGGUCACAGCUACAACAAGGCAAACCUGUCCCAACAAAGUCCCGCCUCAGAUGGUUCCAUCCGUUUCUGUCUGAAUCUCGAGUCAUUCGGAUUGGGGGCAGGCUCAGUCAUGCAACGUUACCCUACAACACCAGACAUCAAAUCCUGCUACCAGGCACACACCGUUUUUCCAAGCUCCUAGUUCAACAUCACCACGCGAAACAUCUACACGCUGCACCGCAGCUUCUCAUCAGCUUGCUUCGAACCCAGUAUUGGAUAAUAGGGGCCAGGGACUUAACGAAGCGUGUCGUACAUGCCUGCGUGAUUUGCUUCAGAGCCCGUCCAAAACAACUAGAGCAGUUCAUGGGGGACUUACCAGCCAAUCGUGUGAACAUGGCCCGUCCGUUUGCGAUCACCGGCAUCGAUUAUUGGGGACCCAUCCAGAUCCAACCAUCUCAUCGUCGUGCUGCUCCUCGGAAAGUCUAUGUGUCAGUCUUCGUAUGCUUCUGUACGAAAGCUGUCCACAUUGAACUUGUCUCUGACCUCACCGCUGCCAAGUUCAUACAAGCUUUACAGCGCUUCGUCUCUCGUCGUGGGUUGUGCUCUGAAAUCUACAGUGACAACGGUCGUAAUUUCGUCGGAGCUGCUAACGAAUUACGGCAAAUAGUUCGCAGCAAGGAGCACCAAAAAGCGCUGGCGGAGGAAUGCACCAACAACGGUAUUAGGUGGCACUUUAACCCACCUAAGGCUUCGCACUUUGGUGGUCUAUGGGAGGCCGCAAUCGCUUCAGCUCAAAAAAACUUUCUUCGUGUCAUUGGAAAUCACACUCUGCCGUAUGACGAGAUGGAAACUCUUUUAGCGCAAAUUGAGAGUUGCUUAAAUUCCCGACCGAUAUCAUCAUUAAGUGAUGAUCCAUCCGACUUCGAUCCUCUGACACCGGGGCACUUUUUAGUUGGUGGCGCCUUAAAAGCAGUUCCUCAACUAGACCUGUCCUCCAUUCCCUACAAUCGGCUCAACAAUUGGCAUCGCACACAAAAGCUCCUACAGGACAUUUGGAAGCGCUGGCAACUUGAGUACGUGUCAACUCUCCAGCAGCGUUCGAAAUGGUACAAGCCGCCCGUCAUCAUCCAAAAAGGUUGCCUGGCACUUCUCAAGGAUGAAAACACACCGCCGAUGAGCUGGAAGCUGGCUCGAAUCACCGAUCUGCAUCCCGGACCAGACGGAAUUACAAGAGUCGUAUCACUUCGCACAUCCAACAGCAUCUUUACUCGACCGGUGGCAAAAAUCUGCUUGCUACCUAUAGAACCACCAUCAGCUGGAACAACUUCUCCGCCAACCAGCAACGAAACUCCUGAUUCUCCGAUGAAAUGCAGCAACUAA
Messenger RNA from Uranotaenia lowii, 5268 nucleotides. RefSeq lists its product as uncharacterized. The record is from RefSeq and is a predicted model, not a curated record. The transcript has a single exon. Lineage: Eukaryota; Metazoa; Arthropoda; Insecta; Diptera; Culicidae. Gene Ontology annotation, molecular function: nucleic acid binding. The coding region runs from base 1 to 5268 and encodes 1755 amino acids. Gene Ontology annotation, biological process: DNA integration.